UUACCCGCUCUCUGUAUCCCGUACCAUAAUGGCACUUAAAAUUCCUGUCGCACAGUUGCAACGAGAUACCUCGGACGGCUGCGAGCGCCGAACAGUGACUUACACCUUUCUCCCACACGCCCCCACACCUGACUAUAUUCUGGACGAGUACGACGUGUAGUACUUGUUACUACAAGAUGCCAUCGUCCUCUAGGGUGUGCCACAGUUAUUCACAGACAGCUACUUGUCGAUUCGGCUCCAAGUGCAAGUUUGCGCAUGACGAAGGGUCUGAAGUCACCAAUGGUCCGUCCAAAACACAGACACAGACACCUCUAGACGAUUUCUUUGCAACACACCCCACGUUCGACUACGAUUCGUCUGCGUCAGUUUCAUCGGAGUUUUAUCGGAUGUGCGGCCAGUUUUGCUGGGAUAGGGAUGAUAAAGAGAGAGAGAAAGCUCACAAUGAUUUCAAGAACGCCCUUGUUCGGCAGUUCAACGAGAUAUAUGGCACGGAUGUGAAUGAUCUCACUUCAUGGCACAAUUUGUGUCAGAUCGUCCGCAUUUCACCGAUUCCUGACACUCUCAAAUUAUGCCGCGAGGCGGUCAAAGCCACUCAUGUCAAUAUUGUUGACUUGGUCGAUACAAAUGUGACCAAGGAACCAGUGACCAGAUUUGUUUCGGAGGCGAAGCUGAGCGAGUAUACCAAAGCAACGGGAAAGUUCUUUCCAACAGAUAAUGCGUAUGCUGGUGGUCUCUUAAGGUACCUGCUCCGCCGUAUCAUGAAUCCUGGACAAGGACGCGUGUCUAGGUCUGGUCAGAAGACGCAGACCCGGGGCAGGCGUAGGCGUCACUAGAAUCUACGUUCCGAUUCUUAUGUCAUUCUCAUCCG
Suillus fuscotomentosus is the source of this 868-nucleotide messenger RNA. RefSeq lists its product as uncharacterized. Lineage: Eukaryota; Fungi; Basidiomycota; Agaricomycetes; Boletales; Suillaceae. The transcript has 5 exons. Gene Ontology annotation, molecular function: metal ion binding. The record is from RefSeq and is a predicted model, not a curated record. The annotation marks the transcript as partial.